Trametes versicolor FP-101664 SS1 is the source of this 1834-nucleotide messenger RNA. RefSeq lists its product as uncharacterized. NCBI's taxonomy places the organism in Eukaryota, Fungi, Basidiomycota, Agaricomycetes, Polyporales, Polyporaceae. The coding region runs from base 305 to 1609 and encodes 434 amino acids. The record is from RefSeq and is a predicted model, not a curated record. The transcript has 5 exons.
CCGCCCCUCAUCAGCCUGUAACUACACUCGCUCCCUAAUGCUCUGUCUUGAUCGCCCGUAGCGUCUCUACGCACAGCAUCGGGAUUACCUAUGUUUCACAGAGGAGAUCACACAUGCGGCAUGGGUCCUCCGCCUUGCGGUGAUAUAUAAACCUCGGGCUGCGCCCAGUCCGAGUCCUCAUUCUCUCUUCGUCUUCUCUUCCAGUCUUUGUUUCCUUCGAGCUGUGCUCGGACUCGUUCUUCACUUUAUUUUCCUCAUUUUCAGGCAGCGUUUUCCCUCAGCUUUUCAUUCACGAUCCUUCAUCAUGGUCAACUUCUCCACAUCCCUCGUCCUUGCUCUCUCUGCGAUUGCUGUGAGCGCAGUCCCGCUCGAGAAGCGGAUUGCGCAGACGAUCUCUGCCUCCACCCAGAAGUGGGUGGCUGCUUGUAACGCAGCUGGUGGCGCGGACCAGUGCAGCAACAUCUCCGUUACUGCCUUCUCCACCCUGCUCGCCGCCGCCGGACCUUGCGACCAGCAGAACUCUGCGGACGCCAUGAUCACGCUCGCCAAGACGCUGAACAAUGAUCCGGACAUGAUCAAGUUUGCCCAGAUCUUUGCCCAGCAGCCGCGCAACACGCCCACCAGCGAGUCUGUGCAGUACUGCCAGCAGGCGCCGAAGAACGCAGAGCUCAACGGCCUGUUCCAGUGCCAGUUCCAGGGCGCGAAGGCAACCACAUUCGUCGGCGGCGUUGCGGUCGGCGCGGCGGGCACCAUUCCCUUCGGCCAGACCACCCCUCUCUCGCCCGCUGGCUCGUGCCCCGCGAACCCGACCGGCCCCAUCCCCGAUGGGCAGCAGCUCAGCGACAUUACCCAGGACCCCGGUCUCGCGAACGUCAAGGGCGGAUCCAGCGCCGCCGCGCCUCCUGCUGCGUCUUCUGUUGCCGCCGCGCCCCCCGCUGCCUCGUCCGCCGCGCCUCCUGCCGCCACGACUGCGGUGGCAUCAUCGGCUGCGGCUGCGCCCCCUGCGUCUACCUGCGCUGUCAAGAAACGGCGCGGCGCGAUGAAGAAGCGCAUUGCGCAGGACACCGUCGCGUCCGCGACUCCCUGGGAGGAUGCUUGCACCAAGGCCGGUGGCGCUGACAAGUGCAACCCGAUCGCGGUGACCGCGUUCAGCACGCUCCUCGCGGCGGCAGACCCUUGCGCCCAGCAGGACUCCGCGGACGCAAUGGUCGACCUCGCGAAGCAGCUCAACAACGAUGCGGACAUGAUCAGGCUCGCACAGAUCUUUGCUCAGCAGCCCCGCAACACGCCCACAUCGCAAGCCGUCGUGUACUGCCAGAAGGCGCCGAAGAACGCCGAGCUGCAGGGCCUCUUCCAGUGCCAGUUCCAGGGCGCGUCGCAGGCCACCUUCGUCGGCGGUCUCGCGGUCGGUGCCCCGGGCACGAUCCCCUUCGGCCUCACCGCGCCCGUCAGCCCCGCGGGCUCGUGCCCCGCGAACCCCGCCGGCCCGAUCCCCGAUGGCCAGCAGCUCGUCGACAUCACGCAGCAGCCCAAGGCGACCGGCGGUGCCGCCGCUGCGGGUGGCGACAACUCUGCGACUGGGGGCGCCGUGGACUGCGCGGAGGACUGAGCGCGUGUGGCGGAUCUUGCGGGUGGGUGAUGGACGACGGCCGCGUCGGCUCGCUGCUGAUGCGGUUCGUGUGGACGGGGAGUCCCGGCGGGGGAGGAUAUUUAUUACUUAUGAUUAAGCUGUUGCCUGUGGGGUUGAUGCCUGGUGUUGACGAGUUGGAUACGGGAUUGGUUGUUACGUGACGAACCUCCGAGAUGCAUGUCCCCUUCGGGGACGACGAUGUAG